AUGCCCCGCCUCGCUGCCCUCCGUCCCCUCGUGCAGGCCUCGGCCGCCCGCUCCUCCGUCUCCGUCAUGGGCGCCCGCACCAUGGCCUCGGCUAAGUUCGCUCAGUACAACUGGGAGGACCCCCUCAACCUGCAGUCGCUCCUGACCGAUGAGGAGCAGGCUAUCCAGGAGACCGCCCGCUCGUUCGCCCAAGAGAACCUCCUCCCCCGCGUCACCGAGGCAUACCGUAACGAGAACUUUGACCCCGAGGUCAUGCGCGAGAUGGGCAGCCUUGGUCUCCUCGGCGCUACCAUCAAGGGCUACGGCUGCGCUGGCGUCUCGUCUGUGGCCUACGGUCUGAUUGCCCGCGAGGUGGAGCGCGUCGACUCUGGCUACCGUUCGGCCAUGUCCGUCCAGUCGUCGCUCGUCAUGCACCCCAUCCACGAGUUUGGUACCGAGGCCCAGAAGGAGAAGUUCCUCCCCAAGCUCGCCACGGGUGAGCUUAUCGGCUGCUUUGGCCUCACCGAGCCCAACCACGGCUCGGACCCGUCGUCGAUGGAGACGACAGCCACCAAGACGGCCAACGGCUGGGUGCUCAACGGCUCCAAGACUUGGAUCUCCAACGCCCCCGUCGCGGACGUGUUUGUCAUCUGGGCCCGCGUCGUCGAGAACGGCCAGAAGGGCAAGGUGCGCGGCUUCAUCAUUGAGAAGGGCGCCGAGGGCCUCUCGGCCCCCAAGAUCAAGCACAAGCUCGCUCUCCGCGCGUCCGUCACCGGCUCGGUCUUUAUGGACAAUGUCCAGGUCGGCGAGGACUCGCUCCUCCCCAAGUCGGGCGGUCUCGGCUCGCCCUUUUCGUGUCUCAACUCGGCCCGCUUCGGUAUCGCGUGGGGUGUGAUGGGUGCGCUCGAGGACUCAAUCUUCCGCGCGCGCGAGUACGCUCUCGAGCGCAAGCAGUUCAACCGCCCCCUCGCGUCCUUCCAGCUCGUCCAGAAGAAGCUCGUCGACGCCAACACCGAGGCCACCCUGGGUCUCUUGGGCGCCCUCCAGCUCGGCCGCCUCAAGGACGAGGGCAAGUGGUGCCCCGACAUGGUCUCGCUCAUGAAGCGCAACAACUGCGGUAACGCGCUCCAGCACACCCGUAUCCUGCUCGACAUCUUUGGCGGAAACGCCUGCUCGGACGAGUACCACGUCGGCCGCCACGAGGCCAACCUCCAGGUCACCAACACCUACGAGGGUACCUUUGACAUUCACACUCUUAUCCUCGGCAAGGCCAUGACCGGUAUCCCCGCUUUCGCCAACUAG
Messenger RNA from Apiotrichum porosum, 1281 nucleotides. RefSeq lists its product as uncharacterized. The coding region runs from base 1 to 1281 and encodes 426 amino acids. NCBI's taxonomy places the organism in Eukaryota, Fungi, Basidiomycota, Tremellomycetes, Trichosporonales, Trichosporonaceae. The record is from RefSeq and is a predicted model, not a curated record. Gene Ontology annotation, molecular function: fatty-acyl-CoA binding; glutaryl-CoA dehydrogenase activity; flavin adenine dinucleotide binding. The transcript is spliced from 4 exons. Gene Ontology annotation, biological process: fatty acid beta-oxidation using acyl-CoA dehydrogenase; fatty-acyl-CoA biosynthetic process. Gene Ontology annotation, cellular component: mitochondrial inner membrane.